AUGGCGUUCGAGUGGGAAUGGAACUCGAUAUGGCAGUUGUUUGCGACGCUGGUGUUCCUCCGGACGGCGUACAGGGACUUCCUUCCCCCGGAGCUCCACCACUCCGUCGGCUUCCUCCUCCGUGGCCUCAUGACCCGCUUCGACACCGACCUCAAGAUCAUCGUCGAUGAGUACGACGGCUCCUGCAGCAAUGAACUCUACAGCGCCGCCCAGGCUUACCUCGGCAGCCACUGCCUCGACGACGCCCGCGUCUGGAGCUCCGUCGUGGAGCGCGCCUCUGCCUCCUCUUCCCCCAUCCGCAGCAGCUCCCUCUCUUCGGACCACCGCUACCUCGAGCUCUCCUUCCACAGCCGCCACCGCGAGGCCGUCCGCUCCCAGUACAUCCCCCACGUCCUCCCGGAGGCCGAGCGCAUCCGCCUCCGGGCCCGGGAGCGCCGCCUCUACACCAACCGCUCUGUCGUCUUCGGCGACGACCACCGUAACCCCUGGUCCCCCGCGCCCUUCUCCCACCCCUCCACCUUCGACACCCUCGCCAUCGACCCGGUUCUCCGCGACGACCUCCUCCGGUUCGUCAGCCGCCGGAACUAUUACUCCCGCGUCGGCCGCGCCUGGAAGCGGGGCUACUUCCUCUACGGUCCGCCCGGGACGGGCAAGACCAGCCUCGUCGCCGCCAUCGCCAACCUGCUCGAGUUCGACGUGUACGACCUAGAUCUCACCGCCCUCCGCCGCCUCCUCGUCUCCACCAACCCCAAGUCCGUCGUCGUCAUCGUUUGUACAGCCUCGUCAACUUACUAA
Musa acuminata AAA Group (dessert banana) is the source of this 795-nucleotide messenger RNA. RefSeq names its product protein HYPER-SENSITIVITY-RELATED 4-like. The coding region runs from base 1 to 795 and encodes 264 amino acids. NCBI's taxonomy places the organism in Eukaryota, Viridiplantae, Streptophyta, Magnoliopsida, Zingiberales, Musaceae. The record is from RefSeq and is a predicted model, not a curated record. Gene Ontology annotation, molecular function: ATP hydrolysis activity; ATP binding. The transcript is spliced from 2 exons.